Colletotrichum spaethianum is the source of this 2355-nucleotide messenger RNA. RefSeq names its product putative TLC domain-containing protein. Bases 1 to 2355 code for a protein of 784 amino acids. Lineage: Eukaryota; Fungi; Ascomycota; Sordariomycetes; Glomerellales; Glomerellaceae. The record is from RefSeq and is a predicted model, not a curated record. The transcript has 3 exons.
AUGUGGUUCACAAAGUCACUGGUGCUGGUGCUGGGCAUUGCCCUUUGCGAAGCACAAAUCUCGAAGCCUAGGGGAGGAGACGUUCUACAACCCAACCAGCAGUUCGAGAUCGAGUGGCAGACGACAGGUCUUCAGGCACCCAUCAACAUCAAUCUUGUGCCCGGCGGCAAGACGGACCUGUCUGUUGUUGCCGAAAAGAUUGGGGUGCAAAUCGACAACAUCGGCCGUCUGAACUGGAGCCCAAGCGCCUCUAUUACAGCCUUCGAACACUUCGCCAUCAUCAUCACCGACUCCGCCCAGGCCGUCGUCAUAUCCGAGCCUUUCCAGAUCAACCAGCUUACCCAGCAGCCUGUCGUCCAGACGAUCCUCGGGGCGGACGAGGCCCAGGUUCAGUACUCAACUGUGGCCGCUGGUCCUCCCAAGGUCGUGUACUCUGGGGCUCUGCCACCCAAGGCCAUUCCUGCCAAUUUCGUCGCCGCAGAGGUUACUCCCACCGAAUCGACUGCCGCUGAAUCUACAUCAGUUGAAAGUUCAUCCGUAAAGAGUAAGCCUGUCGAAGCUACGUCUAGCAAGACAGCCCCAGCUCAGUCUGCUUCUGAGACGUCUGCUCCUGAGAAGUCUGACAUUGCCACAUCUGCACCGGCCAAGUCAACUGCUGCCAAGUCUACUCCCGCUGUGGCUACCUCUUCCGAGGCUACUCCGAUUCCGUCUGCGCCAGUCGAAGCCCCUCCGGCCAAGGUUUCUUCCCCCAAGGACGGCAAAGCCGGUGAAGCGGACACCACGAUCUCUACUUCAACCACUGCAAGAAAUGGUGACAAAGCUCAGCCUCAACCUUCAUCCACUUCCUCCGCAGCACCCAAGGACCUGAAGUCGGGGUCUUUGCCUGACCCAGCUAAGACGACCUCAACCCCUGAGGCUACUAAAGCUACUUCUGAAGUUACCAAGGCUUCCACUACGCCUGAGUCCGUCUCCACCCUUCCGGUUGCCAACAACCAGACAGCUAUCCUGAGUGCUGAAACGCCAACCCCGAUUCUGGUUCCUGUCACUACUCAGCCCGCUAAGAUUACAAGCUCGGUCCCAGCAAACCUCACCAGCAUUGUUCCAGAGGCACCGACUACUUCUUCGCAGCCAGCUGAGAUUGCCGCUCCAGUCCCGGCAAACCGUACGAGUAUUGCACUGCCGGAAUCGUCCGCUCCUGUACAGACCAUUCCGAUCGUGACUCUUCCGCAACUGAAUACCAGCACUCCGACCGCUGCUCUUCCGCAACUGAACACUAGCAUUCCGAUUGCUACUCUCCCGCAGCUCAAUACUAGUGUUCCGGCUGCUACUCUUCCGCAGCUCAAUACUAGCACUCCGGUCACUGCUCUUCCGCAGCUGAAUACCAGUAUUCCAAUUGCUACUCUUCCGCAGCUGAACACCAGCACCCCAACCGCAGCUCUUCCGCAGCUCAAUACUAGCACACCGACCGCUGCCCUUCCACAGCUGAACACCAGUAUCCCCAUUGCUACUCUCCCGCAGCUCAAUACUAGUGUUCCGGCUGCUACUCUUCCGCAGCUCAAUACUAGCACUCCGGUCACUGCUCUUCCGCAGCUGAAUACCAGUAUUCCGAUGGCUACUCUUCCGCAACUGAAUACUAGCACUCCCGCUAGUGUGCCGGCCGUUCCGGCUACCGAGCCGGCUGCGGUCGUUCCCGUUCCCGUCGCUUCCCCGCAACCUCAGCCCUCUAUGCCCUCCUCAGCAGCGGGUUCAAACAGCAACCUGCCUUCGAGUGAAAUUUCGCCUACUGGUCUCGCACCCCUGAACCCGAUUCAGUCUAUUGAACCUACGCCGACCAUGAGUGGCUCAGCCGGCUCAGGUGGGCAAGCUCAAGAGACGCCCUCGACUGGAGGGGAUAAAGGCGGCGACAAAGGCAAUGAAAUGGGUAAUGGCAGCGGAAGCGGCAGUGGAUCCGGCUCUGGCAGUGGCUCCGGGACUGGUUCCGGCAGUGGCUCUGGCAAUGGAGAUGGUAGCCGCUCCGGCGACAAUAAUUCAGGAAACAGUGGCUCUGGUGGCUCUGGGUCCGAUACAUCAGCACCAAAUGUCCAGCCAACAGCUCAACCACAGCUUGUGUCUGGAGGUGAGACGACUUCCGUUCGCCCCCUUGCCCCCAUCAUCACCUUGCCGUCCUCUCUGAUGACGUCGAUGGUGCUGGCCACGGCUGUCGGCGCUGUGGCGCCCACUGGUGGGCUCUUCGCGGUGACAACCGCUCCGGCUGGGCUCAACCCUAUCUCUGCGGGAUGCAGGACGACUCAGAGCGGCUAUGUUGCAGCUCUCUUGAGUGCUGUGGUAGCAGCCAUUACACUCACUGUCUUGUGA